Mercenaria mercenaria is the source of this 3199-nucleotide messenger RNA. RefSeq names its product eukaryotic translation initiation factor 2A-like. The coding region runs from base 58 to 1782 and encodes 574 amino acids. Gene Ontology annotation, molecular function: mRNA binding; protein binding; ribosome binding. The transcript has 16 exons. Gene Ontology annotation, cellular component: cytosolic small ribosomal subunit. The record is from RefSeq and is a predicted model, not a curated record. NCBI's taxonomy places the organism in Eukaryota, Metazoa, Mollusca, Bivalvia, Venerida, Veneridae. Gene Ontology annotation, biological process: translational initiation.
UUUAAAAUAAUUAUUUAAUAGCGCGUAAGAAUAUAUACGCAUCAGUGCACAUUCAAAAUGGCGCUGCCCAUUGCACUGAGAGGUUCAUCAGGUAUUUGGAUGAUAAAUGGACCACCCAAUCAAGGAUCUGUGGCUCCAUUUACAAAGGAGACAAGUGGAAGAUGCAAGGUCAUGGUGUUUAGUAUGGAUGGCUCAUUGUUUGCCUGGUCUAACGGAGACUGUGUGAAGAUUUAUGAUACACAACGAAAUCAGGUGAUACAGGAGCUCGAGAGACCCAAGGCAUCAUGUAUGAUAUUCUCUCCACAGGGAACACUGCUAGUUAUUUGGGAACCUUACUCAGUGGACAAAGAAACUCAGGCUGGUGUUCCAAACCUACACAUCUACAAUGUUGCAACAGGAAAAUGUGUGAAAAGUUUGAUACAGAAGAAGUUCAGCUACUGGGCUCCCCAGUUUUCAGCAGAUGAGAAAAUCUGUUGCAGAAAUGUAAACAACGAGUUACACUUCUUUGAGGACAGAAACUUUGAUGAAAUCAAGACCAAACUUCAUCUACAGAAGGUAGCAGGGUAUAGUUUAGCUGCAGCAGGGCCUCCAUACAUGGUAGCUGGGUAUGUGCCUGGAGGAAAGGGUCAGCCAUCAUUUGUUAGAGUAUACAAGUACCCUAACUUUGGUGGGCCGAAUGCUGCAGUGGCUAAUAGAACAUUUUUCAAGGCAGACAAGGUAGAGAUGAUGUGGAAUAAAGCUGGUAACGCUCUCCUGUUGCUAACGACAACAGAUACAUCAGAAUCUUCAUACUAUGGUGAUCAAGGUUUACAUUUUCUAGGAGUGAAUGGGGAAAGUAAUUUGGUACAUUUGGGUAAAAAUGGACCGGUUUACCAUGUAGAAUGGAGUCCCAAAUCAACAGAGUUCUGUGUGGUAUAUGGCUUUAUGCCAGCAAAGGCUACAAUAUACAACAUGAAGACGGAACCUGUGUUUGAUUUCGGAACUGGACCUCGAAACUUUGGUUUCUAUAAUCCUCAGGGAAAUAUUCUAUGUUUAUGUGGUUUUGGGAAUCUCCAUGGCAACAUGGAGUUUUGGGAUGUGAAACAGAAGAAAAUGAUCUGUCAGGCACAGUCUCCCGACACAACAAGCUUUCAGUGGUGUGCUAAUGGAGAACAUUUUGUCACAGCUACCACAGCUCCAAGGUUACGGGUAGGCAAUGGGUAUCGAAUAUGGCAUUAUUCUGGUGCAGUAUUAGAACAGAAGUUAAUGGACAAAGGCGAGGAGCUUUGGGAGGCAUUCUGGCAACCUGCCCCAGAGAAAAUGUUCCCAGAGAAGCCCAUUAGCUAUAGACAGGUGCAGUCUGAAGUACAAGCGCCAGCACCACCAGCUGCACAGCAAGCUUAUGUACCACCUUCAUUGAGAGGGCAGCAGAAUAAACCAUCGACAAAGCUACAUGAAUAUGAACCUCCUUCUAAUGCUAAACAGUCACAAGCAGAUGCCAACAAGCCAGCAAGUAAAAAUAAGAAGAAGAAAGAAGCAAGAAAAGCUAGACAGAUGGAGAAUGAUCAACAAGAACCAGGGAAUCAGCAAGCAGCAGCAAGCAGUGCACCUAGCAACCCACAACCUUCCACAGGUGAUCCAGAGAAAGAUAAGAAAAUAAAAAAUCUCAGAAAAAAACUUCAGCAAAUUGAGAAAUUAAAAGAACAGAGGAAUGCAGGGAAACAACUUGAGAAAAAUCAGAUUGAGAAAUUAAAGACUGAAGAUUCUUUAAUAUCAGAACUUGAAGAACUAGAAAUCAGCUGAGAAGAAAGAACUGUAGAAGUUUUAUAGUGCUUAAAACAAUACUGUGAUAUUUCAGGUAGACAAGAAGAAGAAUAAAAUAUACACUAGUCGAGUUUAUUUUUGUGAGAAUUUCUUGAUUUUUGGUGUCAGGACUGGAUAAACUGUGGAGAUGCAAAAAAGCUGAGAUAUCUGAAUUUAUCUAAAUUUUAAAUGCAGUUUGAAAGUGUGUCAACAGUUUCAAAAACAUGUAAAAGUGUUCUGGUAACAAGGAAGUGGAUAAAUUGUAUAUGUUAAAAUGAUAACCUAAAGCACAUAUUGUUUACAUUGCAAGAAUACCCAAAUGUAGUAAUCUGUGCAAAGUGUAUGUUUUUUUAUCUGUUUCCUGCAGAUAAGAACGUUUGUGUCAUUCUCGGAAGCAUGUCAAAUAUUUAUUUUUGGUGUGUUUUGGUUGUGAAACUUGUUUUUAAUACUAUUUUGUGUGACACCCAUCAGUUUAUUUUGGUGCAAUACUUUCUUUAGAUCAUGUAGCACUAAGUGCUGAAAGUUGAGAUGAUUAGAUUUUAGCAAUGUUUGCUGGGAUAAAGUUCUGAGAUAAUAGGGGGGUUUGCUUUAAAUGACUUCUUUGCCAGGAAGCAUCCGCCAGUUGUAGGAAGUUAAAACAUUGUAACAUCGAUGCCUCAGACUGCGCUUGUAUUAGGGGGGAAGACCCUAUUAAGUCCCCUACCGGUGUAAUUGUGGUCAGUUAGCAACCUCACUGGGUCAAAUUAUGCCCCUUUUUGGAUUUAGAAAUCCUGGUUAAAGUUAUGUAUGCAAGUUACUGUCUUUAAAACUGAUGAAGAUAUUGAAUCUAAACUUCACAUGUUUCGUUGGGGUUAUAAAAUUAGGUGAAAGCAUCAAGUCCCAUAUUUUAGGCAAAUUAUGCUCCUUUUUGGACAUCGAAAAUUGUGGUUGAAAGUUUUGCAUGCAGCUACAUAUAGCUAUUAUUUAAAGGCAUAUAGUUUUGAAACCUAUUUUUUCUUUUUCUAGGUCAAUAACCAACCUCACAAGAUCAAGUCCCGUAACUCUGACAUGUAGUUUGGGCAAAUUUUGCCCCCUUUUUAGACUUAGAAAAUGCUGGUUAAAGUUUUACAUGCAAGUUACUAUCCAGAACAAUGCAUAUAUUGAUUUGAAACUUCACUGUGUCUUCCAGGUUAUAAAACUAGGUGAUAGCAUCAAGUCCAAUAACUCUGACAUGUAUUUUGUCCAGAUUAUGCCAUUUGAGUCCAGAAAAAGUCCUCCAAAACUAAUGCAGAUACUUGAUCAUUAUAAUGUAAAUCAAUGCCUUAGCACGAUUAAAUUAGUUUGACUAUUAAAGUUAUUAUUUUGCAUGAACACUGUAUUACUGAUUUUGUUUGUCAACAGAAAAAAUUGUUAAUAAAGAUACAUAAAAAGUUGUCAA